Molecule: messenger RNA, 939 nt
Organism: Lolium perenne
Lineage: Eukaryota; Viridiplantae; Streptophyta; Magnoliopsida; Poales; Poaceae
Source: RefSeq, a predicted model, not a curated record
AUGGACGACGAGGAAUUAGCUACCAGGGACUACAGUAGACUUCGAAAAAGCAUGCACCGUGAUGGUUCUAUCUACAGGGGCAUGGAUCACUAUCCUUGGAAAGAAGACUACCGCAUCGCAGACCGUGGCGAGACUCGGCUGGAGGCGACGACAAUGUCCGAUCCCACACCAGAUUGCCUCUUUCACAAGGACGGAUAUUGCUGGACGCAUUAUCCCACCGGCAUGCUCCAGUUUUUCUCCUUACGGGUGGUCAAACUCCCCGCGGAUGCCCCCGGCUCGGUAGUUGAGCUGUAUGGAUACGUAGCGGCGCGGGAUAAUCUGGAUCCGCUCCUUAACUACGUCGUCAAUAUCAGCAGGGAUGAUCCCGUUAUUGUGGAGAAAGGUUCGCUCAUCGCCAUGUCCGGUCCCAGGAGAGGGAUCGAGAUGCUGGACUCCAGUCUGCUGGAAUACGACGUUAGGAUCAAGAACGGCGUGCACGAAGAGGAUGACCUGCAGCUGCUCGAUGGCGCGUCGAUGUUUCAGUUCUGGGACGCGUCGGCUCGGCCAUUCACGUUGCGCAUGCCCACAGACUCUGGUGCGAUCGACAUGAUCGUGGCAUGUAUCAACUGUGCUGUCGAGGCGACAGUGGAGGUUUUCAUACUGGAAGUCCAAAGUAGUUUCAAUUUGUCUCUCAUUUGUUUGAAUGGUGGGUUUAUUGAGGAAAUGAUACUCUUUGAUGGAGCCACUGCUGAGUCACGUGGCUUAAAGAGGUCCGUGGUUGCUGUAGCGAGCCAUUCUUAUUUGGAUUUGAAGUUUAAUUUAGGCGCACUUCCGUCUAGCUCCAAUCAACAUUGUUGCUCCUUCAAGGCGGAAAUCCAUGGACAUGUUACUCAAAAUAUAAAGACCGAGUUUGCGUUAAUCUCAUUGAAGGUGACAUGGUCGACUUUGCCUUUCGGCUAA